AUGGGCGGUUCCCUGGCGUCCUUGGAGCCGGUUGCCAUAGAAACAUUCAGGUCCAGGAGGAAACCCUCCCGAAACGCCUGCGCCCAGAGCAGCUCCCCGCUUCCGCUUCCGGGUGCUCAUCUCUCGGCUGUCUCCCUCGGGCCUCUCCGGGGAAUCUCGGGUUUAGGGCUGGAGGUUCUGUUGGGCAGGGCCGGGGCCGGCCGCGGAGGACCCCGCGCAUCCUGCGAGGGCAUGGGCACUGCCCGCGCCCAGGAGUCAGUGACCUUCAAGGAUGUGGCUGUGGAAUUCACCGAAGAAGAGUGGAGACACCUGGACCCUGCUCAGAGGAACUUGUUCAGGGCAGUGACGCUGGAGAACUACAGGAACCUGGUCUCCCUGGGACAAAGAAUUACCAAAUCGGAUCUCAUCUUCCUUUUGGAGAGAGGAGAAGCCCCAUGGACAGAAUGGAGCCAGGCCCCAGGAGGCAGCAAUUCAAACAGCCUUAUUCUGGAGAGUAAGUGUGAAACAACCAAGGAAAUACAAAUAUGGGGCAUUUCUGUGGAAGAGUCAUCCAAGGAAAGGCUCAAGGAGGAUGGUCCCUGGGAUUUCAAAUUGAGGAAAACCUGGGAAUCUGAUAUUAGUUUAGAGCAACAGAAGGGCAACCACAAAAGCUUCUCAAAGGAGAUUAUAGUCACAGACAGAAAAACUACAUUGAAUACAAACGAAUGUGGUUUAUUUAGAAAAGGCUUCAAUGAAGAGUCACUUGCAAUUAAAAAAAUGAGAGAUCGUGCAGAAAAAAGUCCAAGUAAAUGUGAUACACACAAAAAAACCUUCAAACAGUGGUCAAAUGAAAGGAAAUUUAAUGGAAUCUUUUCUAAGAUGAGGCUUUGUAGAGAUAACUACGGGAAGACAUUCAGUUACCAUCCAGAAUGUGUUGAACUUCACAGGGAAUGUACUGAAGGAAAAACUUAUGAAUGUGGGAGAGUCGUCAGUUACAGCUCAUCCUUUACAAAUCAUCACGUACGUCCUACUGCAGAGAAGACAUUUGAGUGUAAUGAAUGUGGGAAAUUGUUUAGCUGGAGUAGACAGCUUAUUAAACAUAAGAGAAUUCAUACAGGAGAAAAACCCUUUAAAUGUAACGAAUGUGGGAAAUCCUUUAAUCAGCAUGGACACCUUACCACACAUAAGAGAAUUCAUACUGGAGAGAAACCUUUUGAAUGUAGGGAAUGUGGAAAAUCUUUCAACCGACAUGGACAUCUUACUCAACACAAGAGAGUUCAUACUGGAGAGAAACCUUUUAAAUGUAGUGAAUGUGGGAAAUCCUUUAGCCAAAGUGGACAGCUUUCUACACAUAAGAUGGUUCAUACUGGGGCGAAACCCUUUGAAUGUAAAGAAUGUGGGAAAUCCUUCAGGUGGCAGCCAGAUCUUUCUAAACAUAAGAUAAUUCAUACUGGAGAGAAGCCCUUUAAAUGUAGUGAAUGUGGAAAAUCCUUUAGCUGGCAUCAAGACCUUACUAAACAUAAGAGGAUUCAUACCGGAGAGAAGCCUUUUGAAUGUAAUGAAUGUGGGAAGUCUUUUACUUGGAGUGGGCAGCUUACUACACAUAAGAGAAUUCAUACUGGAGAGAAGCCCUUUAAGUGUACUGAAUGUGGUAAAUCUUUUAUGCGGAGUGGGCAGCUUACUGCUCAUAAGAGAAUUCAUACUGGAGAGAGGCCCUUUAAGUGUGGUGAAUGCGGGAAAUCCUUUAACAGGAGUGGUUACCUUACUGCACAUAAACGAAUUCAUACAGGGGAGAAACUCUUUGAAUGCGGGAAAACCUUUAGUUCUAGUGGUCAUCUCACUGAGCAUAAGAGAAUCCACGCUCGAGAGAAAUCCUAUACAUAUAAUGAAUUUGGGAAAACUUUCCACCAAAAGCGACACCUUACUCAAUAUAAGAGAAUUCCUGCUGGAGAGAAACCAUAUAAAUGCACUGAAUGUGAAAAAUCCUUCAGUAAUAGCACAUCCCUUAUUUUGCAUCAGAGAAUUCAUACUGGAGAGAAACCUUAUGAAUGUCUUGAAUGUGGGAAAACUUUUAGCCGAAGUAUGUACCUUACUAGACAUCAGAGAAUCCAUACUAGGGAGAGACCCUAUAAAUGUAGUGAAUGUGGAAAAGCCUUCAGUCAGAUUAUGUACCUUGCUCGGCAUCAGAAAAUUCAUACUGGAGACAGGCCCUAUCAAUGUAGUGAAUGUGGAAAAGCCUUCAGCCAGAUACUGUACCUUACUCGACAUCAGAGAACUCACACUGGAGAGAGACCCUAUCAAUGUAAUGAAUGUGGAAAAGCCUUUAGCCAGAUUAUGUACCUUACUCGGCAUCAGAGAAUUCAUACUGGAGAGAGACCCUAUAAAUGUAGUGAAUGUGGAAAAGCCUUCAGCAAUAGUUCAUCUCUUAUUGUACAUCAGAGAAUUCAUACUGGAGAGAGACCCUAUAAGUGUGAUAUAUGUGAAAAGGCCUUCAGUCAGAGAGGACACCUUACUGAACAUCAGAAAAUUCAUAAUAGAGAGAAACCGUACAAAUGUAGUGAAUGUGGAAAAGCCUUUAGCCAAAUUAUGUACUUUAAUCAGCAUCAGAGAAUUCAUACUGGAGAGAAACCAUACAAAUGUAAUGAAUGUGGAAAGGCCUUUAGCAACAGCUCAACUUUUAUCGUACAUCAUAGAAUUCAUACUGGAGAAAAACCUUAUGAAUGUCUUGAAUGUGGGAAAGCCUUCAGCAAGUGCACAGGCCUUGUUCUCCAUAAGAGAAUUCAUACUGGAGAGAAACCCUAUAAAUGUAGUGUCUGUGAGAAAACUUUCAGUCGGAGGGGCCACCUUACAGAACACCAGAAAAUUCAUAAUGGAGAGAAACCCUAUAAAUGUAAUGAAUGUGGGAAAAGCUUUCGACAGAGGGGGCACCUUACUGAACAUCGGAGGACUCAUACUGGGGAGAAACUCUAUAAAUGUAAUGAAUGUGGCAAAGCCUUCAGUAAUAGUUCACAGCUUACUUUACAUCACAGAAUUCAUACUGGAGAGAAGCCUUUUAAAUGCAGCGAAUGUGGCAAAGCCUUCAUUAAUAGCUCAUUCCUUACUCUGCAUCAACGAAUUCAUACUGGAGAAAAACCAUAUAAAUGUAGUGAAUGUGGGCAAGCCUUCCGUCAUCCAGGAAACCUCACUGAACAUCGGAAAAUUCAUACUGGAGAGAAACCGUAUACAUGUAGUGAAUGUGGAAAAUCCUUUAGUCGUAGUAUGUACCUUACUCGACAUCAGAGAGUCCAUACUGGAGAGAAAUGCUAUAAAUGUAAUAUGUGUAAUAGAGCCUUCCAAAAUAGCUCUUCCCUUGCUCUCCAUCAGAGAAUUCAUAGUGGAGAUAAACCCUAUAAAUGUUUUGAAUGUGGAAAAGCUUUCAGCCAGGGACUGUACCUUACUCGACACCAGAGAAUUCAUACUGGGGAAAAACCUUAUAAAUGUAAUGACUGUGGUAAGGCCUUCAACCAGUCUGCAGGUCUUAUUCAACAUCAGAUAGUUCAUACUGUAGACAAACCCUAUAAGUGUGAUGAAUGUGGAAAAACCUUCAGUCGGCAAGGGAGUGUCAUCCAACAUCAAAGAAUUCAUACUGGAGAAAAACCCUAUAUAUGUAGUGAAUGUGGAAAAGCCUUCACCCACAGCUCAUCCCUUGCUGUGCAUCAGAGAAUUCAUACUGGGGAGAAAUCCUAUGAAUGUAACGAAUAAUUCAUCACCAUUUUUGUUGCUUUGUUUCCCCCUCGCCCCCAAAAGAACUGAAAACAACUGAAAUACCCAGUAAUUGGGUAAUGACUGAAUGUUGACAUGUCAAUAUAAUGGGAUAAUGACUUACAGAAUUUCAGAAUUGAAAGGAGCAUCAGUAGUCAUCUAUUUCAACAACCCUGAAAAGGUCAUCCAUCAUUUCCUUAGAUACUUCCAAAGAGGGAAAACCCACUUACUUCCUGAGGCAGCCCAUUCCACCAUGUCAUAGCUCUAGUAGUUAGGAAUUUUUAAAUUUUUAUUAAGCCUAAAUUUGCAUUUUUGCAACUGCCACUGCUCCUAGUUCUGCCUUCUGGGGUCAAGCAACAGAACAUGUGUAAUACCUCUUCCGUAGUCCUUGAAAUACUUGAAGAUAUCUGUCGUGUGCUCCUUAAGUCUACUCUACUCUGGGUCAGAUAUCCACCCUUGCUUCAAUCAGUCCUUAUGUGGCAUGAACUUAAAGCCCUUUGACAUCUUGGAUGACCUCUUUUUGCUCACGAGAUUAUCAGUGUCUUUCUUAAACUGUGGUACCUAGAAUUGAAUACAGUACUCUAGAUGUGGUCUGACUGUGGCAGAGCAUAACAAGACUAUUGCCUCCUUAUUCUUGAAAGCUAGGCCUUUCUUUUCAUUAGCUUUUUGGCUGCUAUCUCACACUGUUGACUCACAUUGAGUCAACUAAAAUCCCCAGAUAUUUUUCAGAGAAACUGCUGUCUAAAUAUUCCUCCCUCAUUUUGUACUCAUGAAGUCCAUUUCUUUUAACUCAAGGCUUGGUACUUGUCUUUUUUUUGGAGGGGGGGUAGGCAAUGGGGUUAAGUGACUUGCCCAGGGUCACGCAGCUAGUGUUAUGUGUC
Messenger RNA from Phascolarctos cinereus (koala), 4601 nucleotides. RefSeq lists its product as uncharacterized. Gene Ontology annotation, molecular function: DNA-binding transcription factor activity, RNA polymerase II-specific; RNA polymerase II transcription regulatory region sequence-specific DNA binding. Lineage: Eukaryota; Metazoa; Chordata; Mammalia; Diprotodontia; Phascolarctidae. The record is from RefSeq and is a predicted model, not a curated record. Gene Ontology annotation, biological process: regulation of transcription by RNA polymerase II. Gene Ontology annotation, cellular component: nucleus.